UGAAAUUGAAAGCCUCCCGCCAGAAAUGAGUCUGAAAUAAAACGAGAUUUUCAAAAUGAAAGAAAAAGAAAAUCAAACUCCGCGAAAAGAACACCGACGAUCUUUAGAUCUCGCCAAUCGCCGAUCAAAUGAUUCUCCGGCGAAGAAAACUUCAAAGAAGAUUGCUCAGAAGAGUUUAAUCGAAGCAUUCAUUUCGCCGAACGAAGAUGAUUUACCUAAUAUUUCUGAAGAGUCCAUUGAUUUCUCUUCAAUUUCUGCCGUUUCAGAUACUAAUUUCAACUUUGAAACUACUGAGAGCAUUGCCAUCACAUCGAAUCCAUUACUUUCAAGUUCAUCAGAAACUUUCAUAUCAUCUGAAAUCGGUCCUUAUUCAAAGAUAAGCGCUGCAAAUAGGGAUGAACCAAUUGACUUUUCAAAGACUGGUUUAGCGGAAGUAGAGAUUUUUCUGGAUCUUCUAAAACAAGCUCGAUUCCAAGUAUUGAAUUCAGCUCACGUGGAGAACAAAUCCAAGAAGGUUCUAGAUGCAUUAAUCGAGUUCACUAUUAAGGAGUUUUAUGCUAUGCCUCAAGAGAUAGAUAAGCUACAGGAACUUGUUUCUAGAAAUGCUUAUGUCCGAUUUCUCUGCUUCUUGACUUGGGUUGUUGCGGUUUCCUUAUUUUCCUUGUAUUUGUUCUGCUAUUCAAGACUCGUUUGCUCUUUCACGGGACCGCCGCCAACUUGAAGGUAACUUUUACUGUUUUCAUGUUAAUUGGAUUUGGAUUUUCGGAUCAUCUUCGUCACUCCAUUUUGAUGACAUGUUGCAGUUUCAAUGUGUAUAGUCUUGCUCUGAUCAUUUUCAUAAUUUCGUAUUAAUAAGACUGAUAUUGCACAUAUUAAUUAAGUGUUAAUUAGUUAAA
Molecule: messenger RNA, 896 nt
Organism: Gossypium arboreum
Lineage: Eukaryota; Viridiplantae; Streptophyta; Magnoliopsida; Malvales; Malvaceae
Exons: 3
Coding region: 56-721 (221 amino acids)
Source: RefSeq, a predicted model, not a curated record